AAAUAUCCACCUAGUGCCACAAUAAAACAUGACCUAAUCUUGUGUGUGUCCACCAGGUUGGAGGGUCAGUCUUACAUUCAAUAUCGGGCACUCCUCAUCUCGCUUGGCCUCCACCUCUUUCUACUCAUGUUUGUAGUACUUGCUGCGGACAAUUUGGAAAACCAGCGCCAUGCCUGGGUUUCUGUCUUUGCUCCACUCAUCCUCAUUUCAAUUGUGUCCAUUGCAGCAUGUAUUUGGGCUGUGAAACAUGAUCGUUCUUUUGAGCUUGAGCUCUUCUGCUCGGUGAAUCUGUUACAAUUCAUUUUCAUCGCUCUUCGGCUGGAUGAAUACAUCAGAUGGCCAUGGGAGAUAGUGUUUGUCCCAGCAUGGAUCCUGAUGUGUGUGUCUGUGGUUGCAGUGCUUUACUCCAUCAUAUUUGCGGGACUCCUGCUGAGAAUGCCUGAUGUCAACCCAGAUCGUCGUCGCACUUCCAUGAACUCUGCAAUUGGUUACACCUGCUUGGUUGCACCACUUCUUAUUUUUCUUAUCACACUGGCCAGCAAGAUGAAUGGUAACACAUCAGCAACAUACACAUCAGUGGUGUCACCCCUCUACAUAUCUUAUGUCACACUAAUAUUAAUGUCUUUCACCACCAAACGUGCCAACCAAUGGUGGUUUGGUCUAAGGAAAGACCUGUGCCAGUUUCUCCUGGGAGUGUGUCCAUUGCUCCAGGAGUAUGCCAACAUCUCGUACAGUAUACCUCACAUGGAGGAGGGUCAGACAGAUGGUCGCACUUCACAGUCAACAGAGACUGGAGUCAUCACCUCAGAAAAGAGGGAUGUUGUAGCUUCCUCUCGCAGGCUUGAACAUCGUGUAGUUGUGCCGGCCGUCAGUCUGGAGGUACCAGAUUAGAUGAAAGGAUCCUCCAAUUUUUAGUAUGACAAAGUAAUUGAUGAGUCUCACUUUAUAAUUCAAUUUUUGUGUUAGUAUAUACAGUACAGUAGUAAUAUUAAAUAUGGCUUAUAUGUUCACAGAAAUAUGUGCAAUUUAAGUUUUAUGAACAGUAAUUCAAUUUUAUUUAAUAGAAACUACAUGUACAGUACUCAUUUUUAAAGGUAAGAAAUAAUUCAAUGAUAUAUAUAUAUA
This is a messenger RNA of Homarus americanus (American lobster), 1125 nucleotides long. RefSeq names its product transmembrane protein 185B-like. The record is from RefSeq and is a predicted model, not a curated record. NCBI's taxonomy places the organism in Eukaryota, Metazoa, Arthropoda, Malacostraca, Decapoda, Nephropidae.